Prinia subflava (tawny-flanked prinia) is the source of this 1389-nucleotide messenger RNA. RefSeq names its product WD repeat domain 77 (gene WDR77). The record is from RefSeq and is a predicted model, not a curated record. Gene Ontology annotation, cellular component: methylosome. NCBI's taxonomy places the organism in Eukaryota, Metazoa, Chordata, Aves, Passeriformes, Cisticolidae. Gene Ontology annotation, molecular function: protein binding. Gene Ontology annotation, biological process: oocyte axis specification. Bases 1 to 1098 code for a protein of 365 amino acids. The transcript is spliced from 10 exons.
AUGGAGGAGCCGCUGCCGCUGCCGCUGCCCCAGGCGGCCCCGCCGCCCGCCCCGCCCGACACCGCGGCGCCCGCGGCCUCGCUGGAUGGGGAGCCCGCGGCCGAGGCCGCCCGCGAGUGGAACAUCCCGCCCAACGCGCCCGCCUGCAUGGAGCGGCACCUGGAGCGCGCGCGGUACCGCGCAGACGGGGCCCUGCUGCUGGGCGCCUCCGGGCUGAACGGGCGCUGCUGGACCGGCUCGCUGUGGGUGUUCGCGGAGCCCCGGCGCGCCCCCAGCGAGGGCUUCUGCACCGCGGGCGUGCAGACCGAGGCGGGGGUCGCCGACCUGUGCUGGCUGGCGGACAGGGGCAUCCUGGUGGCCUCCGACUCCGGCGCGGUGGAGCUGUGGGAGCUGGAGGAGGACGAGAGCCUCAUCGUGAACAAGUUCUGUAAAUACGAGCACGAUGACAUCGUGACGUCGGUGUCUGUGCUGGCCGGCAGCAGCCAGGCUGUCAGCGGGGGCAGGGAUUUCUGCGUGAAGGUCUGGGACAUCCCGGAGCAGACGGUGCUGCACUCCUACCGAGCUCACUCCGAUGCAGUGACAUGUGUGGCUUCCUGUCCUGGUAAGGACACUGUGUUCCUGUCCUGUGCUGAGGACAACAGAAUUUUACUCUGGGACACCAGAUGCCCCAAACCAGCUACCCGAAUUGUUUGCAGUGCCUGUAAUUACCUCCCUACCUCAGUCAUGUGGCAUCCACAGAAAAGUGACAUCUUUGUCCUGGGUGAUGAAAGUGGAACAGUUGCACUGGUGGACACAAAGAAUCCUGACUCUGCCCUGAGCAGCGCUGUGCACACCCGAGGCAUCACAGGCUUUGCUUUCUCUGCACACAGUUCACCCUUACUGGCUUCCAUCAGUGAAGACUGUUCAGUUGCUGUUCUUGACUCAGACCUCUCUGAGGUGUUCAGAAACCGUUCUCAUCGAGACUUUGUAAAAGGCUUGUCCUGGUCUCCUUCAGAUGAUGCCUUGCUCACUACAGUUGGAUGGGAUCAUCAGGUUUUGCAUCACACUGUUCCCCUACCAGCUGGUGAAGCUUCUGGAAUCAACUGUGUAAAAGAAUAGUUUUAUAAACUCGUGGUCCAAGUUCCUUGCUGGCAUCACUUUGAUUCUGCUGAAGUCGCAGGUGUGUGAGCUGGAGGGGCUCUGUCUGCCUCGAAGCUUGUGGCUAAGAAGGUUCCUGUAGUAAUUUUGAGUUAGGCAUAAGUUAGUUACAAACCAAGCUUCACCCUCAGGAGUGGCUUCUCCUGUAAUAAAAGACUUUGGUUUUACUCAGAAAAAAAUUGACUUCAGGCACAGAGGAGACUUGGAGAGACAGGGAAUUAGGUGUAAUGAAAUAAAGUCAAAAAGACUUGA